Molecule: messenger RNA, 2726 nt
Organism: Notolabrus celidotus (New Zealand spotty)
Lineage: Eukaryota; Metazoa; Chordata; Actinopteri; Labriformes; Labridae
Gene: zdhhc2
Product: zinc finger DHHC-type palmitoyltransferase 2
Exons: 13
Coding region: 361-1521 (386 amino acids)
Biological process (GO): protein targeting to membrane; peptidyl-L-cysteine S-palmitoylation
Cellular component (GO): endoplasmic reticulum; Golgi apparatus
Molecular function (GO): protein-cysteine S-palmitoyltransferase activity
Source: RefSeq, a predicted model, not a curated record
AUCUCGCGGACGCCAUGGCAACCUGUGGGGAGGCAGCAGGGGCGGUCUGGACUCUGUGAGUGUGUGUGUGUGUGUGUGUGUGUGUGUGAGUGUGAGUGUGUGAGGUGUCUGAUAUUUUGUUGUAGUGUGUGCUAGUGGCUGAGCAGGACGAUCAGAGGGGAGCAAAACAGCAGCAGUAGCACCAGAGGCGGGAGGAUGUUGCGUCUGUGCUGCCGAUUAGGCUGAUCAGAGCCGGAGCAACGAUGCAGUGACAGACUAUAGGAAGACUCGAGCUCACUCUCUCUCUCUCACACACACACACACGCAGACAGAGGGAGAGUAACACACGACUGCGCACGAGGGAUGAUCCGCUCCUAGACUAUGGCACCGUCGGGCUCGCGUAGUAUCAAGAGAGGCUGUCAGAGAGUUUUGUACUGGAUCCCGGUCCUGUUCAUUGCUCUCAUUGUGGCAUGGUCAUACUACGCCUAUGUUCUGCAGCUUUGCAUAGAAUCAAUUGAAGACACUGGAGAAAAGGUUGUGUACUUAUUGGUGUACCAUGCCAUAUUCAUCAUGUUUGUGUGGGCUUACUGGCAAACCAUCUUUACCAGGCCAGUGAACCCCCUGAAGGAGUUUCACCUGUCCUACUCUGACAAAGAGCUGCUGGAGCGUGAAGAUCGGGGAGAGUCCCAGCAGGAGAUCCUGAGGAGGAUAGCCAAGGAUCUGCCCAUCUACACCCGCACCAACUCUGGAGCAAUCCGUUUCUGUGAUCGCUGCCAGCUGCUGAAGCCUGAUCGAUGUCACCAUUGUUCAGUCUGUGAUAAAUGCAUCCUGAAGAUGGAUCACCACUGCCCGUGGGUGAACAACUGUGUGGGAUUCUCCAACUACAAGUUUUUUAUGCUCUUCUUGGCUUAUUCUCUUCUCUACUGCCUUUUUAUAACCGCCACUGAUCUUCAAUACUUCAUCAAAUUUUGGAUGAACGGCCUCCCAGACACCCAGGCCAAGUUCCACAUCCUGUUCCUCUUCUUCUCAGCCUCCAUGUUUUCAGUCAGCCUGGCUUCGCUCUUCAUCUACCACUGCUGGCUCGUCUGCAAGAACAGAUCCACGCUCGAGGCUGUACGUGCUCCAGUGUUUCGCCACGGCACAGAUAAGAACGGCUUCAGUCUAGGCCUCACUAAAAACUUCCGCCAGGUCUUUGGGGACGAAGUGAAAUUCUGGCCUGUACCAGUUUUUUCCAGUUUAGGCGACGGCUGCUCGUUCCCAGCCUGUCUAGUGAAUCUGGACCCUGAGCAGCCUUCAUCUCCCUCAGGCUCCAACCCUGUGAGCAAAGGCGGGCUCUUCAUACCUGGCUUCGUACCUGCUGCUUCUGAGAAUCUGUGUGUUUCCAGUGCAGCAGAGGGCCGCCAGUUCCCAUCGAAGCCGCUCAGAGAGUCUCAGAGUCGACUGCUCACCAGCACCCCCUCCUGGUCAGAGAGUGAGGGUGCAGCAGACAAAGACCGGAAGGGUGCCAGCAACCCAGGGAUUACAAUAGAAAAUGAGGCGUAAUCAGAGACAGAGCCAGAGGUGAGGCCUUUCAGGUGGCCCCCUCCUCUGUGCUUGUGGCUCUCAGGAUGUGACGUGGUGGCGACUUCAUCAGAGGUUUACGUGACUGAAACCACAUUACCAACACAACAACACAAAAAAAGAGAGAAAUACCAUCAUCACCAGUCUCACUGGUAGUGAUACAGUCAACUCUUUCUGCUGCUAUCUUCAAGUAUUUGGGCUUCAGGACAAAAUGAUUGAAAUUAAAAAGCAUUCCAACAUCACAGGCUCCUUUGUUUCGACAUGACAAAGCACAGAGCAGCAGUGGAAGAGGACUCCUGGAUUCUUUUAACUUUCUUUUGUGUUGUAGGAGAUCAAUCUGAGCUCAUUUCUGUGUUACAGUAUAACUUGUAUUCUGUGCCAAAUGUUUGCACAUGAAGUAAAGAUUAGUAGAAGUGUUAAUGUGAAAGAUGUUUCUUUGGUCAUGUUUUGUUUUAGUGAAGUUUUCUGUUCAUUCAGAAAGGGGUGGGCCGCUUCUCCACCCACCAUGUUGAGUGUUGUGAAAGUUUAAAUGAUGCAUGCUCUCAUCUCAGGAUGUCAACACAAGCUGACUAUGUUGUAAUGAACUGCACCAGAAAUGUUUUUCCCUUUGCUUGAAACAAAAAAAACCCCCAACAUGUUUUAAUUAGUAAUGUCAAUAAGGGCUCUUCUAAAUUGUUAUAGCAUGAGUGAGGAUUUUGCUGUCAUACAGGAACACCUGAGAGCUGGUGCUGUGACAGCGUGUCCCCCCUGCCAAAUAUCUACACUGCUGUCUGUACAUAUCCAGACUGACUCUGGAGGGCCAACACACUGACUGCGAGCAAAGCCUCAGUGUAAUGCUGCAGAUCUGCUCACCAUCAAAGCGCAGAUACUGGUGAGAGUUUUUUAAAUCACAUGACAUUGUGGAUGCGCUGCAGAGCAAAAAAAAAAAAAAAAAAAAGCUCCAGCUGCUUCGUAGAGUUCAUUUUCACCCUCGUAGGAUUCUGUCUGUUCUUGUCUCUGGCUUGAAACUAUGAAACCAUCACUUCAAAUUAUUUGGAAGAAUGUAUGCUUGUUUCAAAAAAAGCUCCAUGGUGACAAUCUAUAUUUUUCUAUUCUUCUGUCUGUACGACACUAAAGACAUUAUGGAUGUGUGAGUAAUGUACUGUAAAGUUGUGAUGCCUUAUAAGAAUAAAACAUGCUCAUCUUCA